GUACUAGCAGUGAGCGGAAAUGAGCGUGUUGCUCGACGUAAGGAAGCUCAGUUAUGUCAGAGAUAUGAAAGGGCGUUAAUAAGUAAACAUAUAUUAAAUGUUAGAAUGUAACAGCUUUGUCAUGAAUGGAGCUCCAGUUGUUUUGGCCCCUCGAAGUUAACGGCGGGAACAUUUACUGAAUAAAGAAAGAUACAACAUCCGCAGGCAGUGAUGGAGCUGUCUCAGAGGGACAGGCUGUCGGAGCUGGUGGAGCAGCUGACCACGUCGGGACAGCCACAGCUCAACCAGGACAAGAUGAAGGAGGUCAAGAAGAUCUGCAAAGUGUCCAAUGACUGCAUAGACCACGUGUACCACUCAGUGUUGUCACAGCUCAACGAAGAACACGCUGAAGUCCGACUGUCCGCCUUCCAGAUAGCCAGUGAGCUCUUCUCCAGAUCACAUCACUUCAGAACUCUGCUGGUGGACAACCUCCAGGAGUUCUUGGAGUUAACAGUGGAGACGGACUCGGAGCAGCCCCUCCCCCCUCCUAAGGAGGUAGCCAGAAAGCUGAGGUCACUUGCCAUCCAGACUGUCCAGUCAUGGCAGACCUCAUAUGGAGGGGCUUAUAAGAAGUUAGCUCUGGGCUACCACUUUCUCAAACAGGUUAAGAAGGUGGACUUCCAGGAUGCUGAGGCCAGGACGGUAGCAGAGAGGAGGAGGGCGGAGGACAGACAGAGGAGAAUGGAGAUAAUCUACAAGGAGAGAGUGGAGGCAGCCCUCAAAGACAUGGAGGAGUCGUAUCCAGACAUCGAGGCAACGCUCACAGAGAUGGAGUGCUGUAUGAGGCUGCUCCUCCCUGAGUUUGAACUUACAGGCAUCCAGACAACCAAUAGCAGCUCUCCAAACUCCCAACCAGCCAAUGAAUGCUCAUCAGUUGAUGAACAGCCCUGCUGCAGCAAAGACGUGAGGGAUGACAAGAGAAGAGGAAAGCUAGAAGAGAAGGAGGGCAGGGAAGAAAAGAAAAGUGAUGGUGAGGAAAAGAGAGAAACAGAAGACAAAGGAACCAUAGAGAGGGAGGAGAGGAAUGACGGGGAAGAGAAAAGAAGAGAUGGGAAUGAGAACGAGAAGAAGAAGGUAGAAGAUAGGGAGGAACAGGAGGAAGAGGAGGAGGAGGGAAGUAGUGCAGAAGAAGAAGAAGAAGAGGAGGAGGAGGAGGAGGAGGAGGGUGAAGACUUGUUUAUUCGGAACUCUGGGCUCAUCUCUCACUCGUACAGUCUGGACCUGAACCUGAGUCCUGGGCUUCAUGUUAAGGAGACAGAGGAUAAUGAGGCAGUGGUUUCCACGGUGAUAGACCUCCACAAACUGAUAAAAAGCAAACAUCUACCAGCUGUGCAGGGCUGGAUUCAGGUCUUCACCAAGUCAGGUGCUGAGCAGCAGCUGUUAAGGAGAGCUCUGGAUCUGAAGAGGUCUUUGGAAGCUGCCCUGCAGAAGCACGAAGAGCUUCACAUUGAUUACAAGACCCGGGUCCGCAAAGUGAUGAAGGCUCAUUCAGACGGAGAGGACGAUGACGACGACGAUGAUGAUUUUGAUGAGGUUCCAGAGAAAGAAGGCUAUGAGCCACACAUUCCAGAGCAUCUGCGAGCCGAGUACGGUUUGGACCCGACUCCUUCCACCUCAACAGCACCAGUCACAAAAAAACCUCCUGCUAAAAGACCGGCGGCUCCGCCACCUCCGCCCUCCUCCUCUUCCUCCUUCUCUAGGCGGCUAAAGCGACGUGCAGAGGAGGAGCAGGAUCCAACAUGUGCAGCCGCCACGCUGCGCCUCCUCAAACAGAACCUCCCUCUGCCCGCAGAACCCAGCAGCUCUGCAGGUCCCAGUUCAUCCCAGUCCUCUUCAGAGCAGAAGGCCACUGACGCUCCUGUGGUUCCAUUCGGUUUGGACCUGUACUACUGGGGCCAGGAGCAGCCCAACGCCGGCAAGAUCGUCAAGUUGGCCUCUCAGCAUCAGUUCUGGGCUCACACUGUGGUGGAGGAGGAGGUGGAGAACGAAGAGCUCCUGGCAGAGAGCAGGAGCAGAUACAUCUCCUUCCCCGGGAGAUUCACCCCCGUCGGCCAUCACUGCAGAGCUCCACUGGGCAACGGAAGCCUGUGUCAGAGACAGGACCGCCACAAGUGUCCUUUCCACGGCCGGAUCAUUCCUCGAGACGAGGAUGGGCGACCCCUCAGCCAGGAGGACCGACUGAGGGAGGAGCAGGAGGAGAGGAGGAAGAGGGAGGAGCAGCCUGACUGGCGUGAUGCAGAGCUGAUGCGAGACAUCGAGGCGGCGACAGGAGAAGACCUGGGUUCAGACAGGGUGGGUAAAAAAGGGAAGGGUAAAGGAAAGAAGAAGUAUCCCAACCUGAGCGAUCUGAAGCAGAGCGCCAACACGUCCCGCUCCAGGCUGGAGAGAAAAGUCUUCAACAAGAGCGCCAUGCGCAGAGUGGCUCAGGUGAUGAGCAAAUGUGACAAAAGAAAGCAUGAAAAGUUCUCCAACCAGUUCAACUACGCUCUCAACUGACCUGCAGCCAGCCGAACACGUGCUCGGACUGAGCUCUGCUCUUAGACCUGAUGAACUUUAAAAGAAGGAAAGGUUUUAAUGUAUUUAUGUGCACAUACAGAUGACUGAAAUAACAUGUUUGAACAUGAGAAGCUUGAAGAACGUGAUCAUUAAUGAUGAUGUGUUCUGCCUCUACUGAGCGCACAUGUGCAGCUUAACCAUCAGCUACCACACAAUAAACACCUCUUUUCUUUUUCUUAGUCUCAUUUAUCGGACACAUUGUUCAGCGUAAUCCUGCCUUUCUAUCUUUUUCUAAUGUUUUCUAUUCUUAAAUUAUUCUUAUUAAAAUAAUGAUAAAUGUUUUGUGUUUUUGUUCUGAACGAACAUGGAGCAGAAGUAAACUGUAACUCUUUCCUCA
Molecule: messenger RNA, 2932 nt
Organism: Larimichthys crocea (large yellow croaker)
Lineage: Eukaryota; Metazoa; Chordata; Actinopteri; Sciaenidae
Gene: uvssa
Product: UV-stimulated scaffold protein A
Exons: 16
Coding region: 211-2535 (774 amino acids)
Biological process (GO): transcription-coupled nucleotide-excision repair; response to UV
Cellular component (GO): chromosome
Molecular function (GO): RNA polymerase II complex binding
Source: RefSeq, a predicted model, not a curated record